UGCCCUGCCCUGCCCUGCCCUGCCGGAGCGGGGGCGCCGGGAGCAGCAGCCAUGAGCGGCGCGGAGCGGACGGAGGGGAAGGAGGCGGCGGCCGCGGGCGACCCCGGGCGCUCGCUGGGUCCCAGUGAUGCAUCUCCAGACGAAGGAGUUGUAGAAGAUCUGCCUUUAAUAGAUGAGAAAGCUGUGGAGCAGCUAGCUGAAGGAUUGAUUUCCCACUAUCUGCCUGAUCUUCAGCGAUCAAAAUCAGCACUGCAGGAACUUACACAGAACCAGGUGGUACUGCUAGAAACAUUAGAACAAGAAAUUUCAAAAUUCAAAGAGUGUAACUCCAUUGUUGAUAUCGAUGCUUUGUUUUCAGAAGCUAAACACUAUCACAACAAGUUAGUGAAUAUUAGAAAUGAAAUGAUGACGCUGCACGAGAAGACAUCAAAGUUAAAAAAAAGAGCGCUUAAGCUGCAACAAAAGAGGCAGAAGGAAGAAUUGGAACGAGAGCAGCAGCGUGAGAAAGAACUUGAAAGAGAGAAACAGUUAACAGCAAAACCUGCAAAGAGGACCUGAAAGCAGAGCAUGCAACAACUUGUCUGAAUUAAUGAUUUCUGCAUUCACUGGAAUUAAGGCAGACUUUGCUUAAAUUGGGCCAUAGCUGUUGCUAGCAACAGUCUACUCUGUGGUAUUAUAAAUUCCAGAAUGGUAAUAAUAGAGUUGGUAGCAUUCACAUUUUUUAAUUUCAGCUAUUCAAGUUGCCUUCUUUUGUAAUGCUAUGCAGUUUGAUAUUAUUAUAAAGUAAGUUAAUUUUUAUAUAUAUAUGUACAUAGAAGAACUAGGCAUCAUAGUUUUAAGUACCUAUCUUUUUUUUUUUUUUUUUUUUUUUUUUUCUUUUGGUGUUUAGAAUUCUGAGAGAUUUGAUGACUGGCACAUGUUUUUCAGACAAAAUGCAGAAUUUCUUCUUAAAGUUCAGUUCUCAUCACCAGACUUCAGUGGCUGCAUUUUCACUGAAACUGCUUUGUUUCAUGCAGUUAGGAUCUGUCUUUGAUCAUAAAUACUGAUUUCUCAGCCUUAGUUUGAUCCAUCUCUGAUGAACUGAAGAAAAUAGCAGUGUAUUUGCUUAAAAGUUCACUUCAUUGCAGCAAUCUUUUUUUUUUUUUUUUUUUUUUUCUCAUCAAGUAACUUAAGAACAGCUUUAAAGUAACUUCUGAAUAAGUUCCCAGCUGAAGUGAUUGGCAGGGGAGAAACAGAACACUAAAGAUUGUCAAAAUUGAUGUGUGCACAAUGUAAAGAUUAAUGACUUUGUGCUUUCACAAACCAGGAAACUGUUGCUUCUGUAGUGGUUUAUUAGGAAGGCUUGUGUGGUCUAAGCAUAUUUUUGUGGGAUUAGAAAUUGUAAUUACAUCUUGUGUGACAAAAUAAAACAUAAGCAAAACUAAAAUUUUCCACUUCAUAUGAAAUUCAGCCACCUGUAGGAAAACUACUGCAUUUAGUGCUUUUUCCUUAACAGAUGAAUCAUUUGCACUUCAGGGCAGGGCUGUAUAAGAGAUUUUUUGGUUGCACCGUCCUCACCCAAAUUGUUGAUUAUUAGUGUGUACUGAUGAGAAAUCUGGAAUGGAGGUUGAUACCCGUUUCUCUGAAUGUAAUUCCUAUCUUGCAGCACUUGGUGAACUCACAUUCAAAUGAAUGUAAAAGUUGUCUAGACUGCUAAAAGAGCUUUAAAUUAUUUGUUCCUACAGUCUAACAAACUAGUUAUUUUAUAACUGUGUUUCUUUUCAAGUAUAUCUGUGUUUCUUUUUAAGUAAUAAUGUAAAUGAUGUGUUUUGAAGUAAGAUAAAUGGUGAGCUAUGUAAAGUUUUCCAUAAAACAUGUAUAGGAAGGUAUCACAGGGGCACAGUCAAUUUUAUUUUUCCUUCUGUUUUAGAUGACUCACACAGUGUACACCUGCCUGGACUUUCUGUAUUGUAAUUUUCUGAACUCCUAAUUUCCUGUUCUUAAUAUUUGUCAUCUUUUUCUGUGCAAGAUGUACUCCAGCAAGUACCCAGCUCAUGCAUUGUGCAAGGUAAACUGGGAUAAUGUUUUGGGGCAAGGAGAACAAAAUACUUAAAGCAGUCUGAAGAGACACUGAAAUGCUUUUAGUGAAGCAGUAUUAGAUUAAAACUUUCCACAGAUAUUUUUCCCUGAAGUUGACUCGUGGCUAUUAAUUGCCAGUGGAUUGUUGGCCUCUGCUGUGGUUUGUAUGUAUUUCUAAGAGAAAUGUAAAGAAUUUCCACAGUCCAUUUUUUGGAGCAGAAUGUACAUAACUAAACGUUGUCUAAGUAUUUUAUUUUGUAAUGUAAUUUCACAGUCAGAUUCUGGGAAUUAGAACUGUUCUCAUUAAACUAUAAUAUGAAACUAGAUGCCUCAGUAUCCAAAUCAGGAUUGAAUUCCUUUGAUAUUUCUUGCUUUGUAUACCCUCAUAUAGAAUCCAGUUUAUUGUGCCAAGUGGAAUUCUCUCUUCUCUGUCAGGAACUGUAUGGUUUUUUCCAAA
This is a messenger RNA of Hirundo rustica (Barn swallow), 2515 nucleotides long. It is a transcript of the gene BLOC1S6, whose product is annotated as biogenesis of lysosomal organelles complex 1 subunit 6. The transcript is spliced from 5 exons. Gene Ontology annotation, cellular component: BLOC-1 complex; transport vesicle; extrinsic component of membrane. The coding region runs from base 52 to 558 and encodes 168 amino acids. The record is from RefSeq and is a predicted model, not a curated record. Gene Ontology annotation, biological process: intracellular transport. NCBI's taxonomy places the organism in Eukaryota, Metazoa, Chordata, Aves, Passeriformes, Hirundinidae.